GAUUUUUGUACCGACAAUAGACGCACGCCUGCAGCACCAGUCAGAACUUUGCCUUCGGUUCUUUAUUCUAUCGGGGCUGGGUGCCGUUGCUACUGCAACGCAUCUGGAACAAAGCUUCUGCUGACGUUUGUUGUGCCCAUCAAGAUCUAGCCUAUCUCUUGCAUUGUUUACAACAAGAAGCAGCAAGGGCUGAUUGCUGCUGGUUGGCUCGGUACUAAAUCUGGCCUCCCAAAUGCGAUGAGCCUAGCUGAAACUAUUGCUGCCAAAACGGCAUGCCACGCCCCUUCCAAGGUCGUCAAUCAACUCGAGAUUGGCACGCAGUGCAGCUUGCCUCUGGCUGACAAAUGUGUCGGGUGCUCCUUGCAAGCAUGGAAAGUGUCGAGGAGCAUACAGACCACGAUGGCUGUUGAUCAGUUCAGCGCUACCUCAGGGUCAAAGCAUUCAUCCUGUCCAAUAACUACCAAGGACGACAAGUCACGGAGAGGACACCUCCACCACUGUGAUCGCUGUGACUAUAAAACUAGAAGACCGGCCGAUCUAAGAGCACACAUUAGGGUUCAUACAGGUGACAAGCCAUUUCAGUGCCCUUCAUGCUGUCAGAGCUUCACAAAUAAGGGCACUCUUGACACACACCUGCGUGUCCACACUGGUGAGCGGCCGUAUAAAUGCCAUUUGUGCCCUCAGGACUUCUCACACAAAAACGCUCUAAAUGUUCAUUUGCGGGCCCACUUGGGCGUUCGGCCAUAUCAUUGCCCCUCCUGCUCUCGGACUUUUGUGGAUAAGAGCCAUUUGAAUAUUCACCUACGCAUCCACUCAGGUGAGCGGCCUUAUCAGUGCCCCUCAUGCCCUCAGGCUUUUGUGGAAAGUGGCCAUCUGAAUGUUCACCUACGCAUCCACUCGGGCGAGCGACCAUACAGCUGCACCAUCUGUUCCAAGUCCUUUGCGCGGUCUGGUACCUUGAAGAAACAUAUGAAAACACAUCACCAUGACAACCCUGAGUAAGUCACCAGCCCUGUAGGGUGUGCAUCAUGUAUUAGGCAGAGUCUAAAAUUAUGAAUCUACAUACCUGCACAAUAUUCUGCAUGGCAUUGUGGUGCAUCAGGAAGCAAGUGUUGAUAUGCCUUUAUAUGUUUAACUGCCAAGCCACUUCACGAGAUGUUUCAGCCUAAUCUAGCAAGUUGCAGGCAGAGUGGGCUGAUAUUGCUUUCAUUUGUGAAAGGUAUCCUUUCAUGUGCAGGCAUAACAAAUUCAGAAGCGAUCAUCUCUCAACUUUGCCUUCAAAACACUGUUGUUUGCAUUAAAGUAGUCAAGAUAAAUUCUGAAUGUUAGGCCAGUAAUCAGGACUUAUUGGUAUCCUCCAAGUAUACUGCUGCCUAAAUGAACAUUCUUGUUAGGUGAAUGGCCCCUCACCAGGUUUGGGUAUCCCUAACAAACGAACAUGGUGGAUUUGUUGUGCAGUAACAUGUAUUCAGCAAACUAUGAAACCAUUCCACAUCACGAAAACAGCUCAAAUUUUAGAUGAAAGCCUGUGUGUCCUGCAGGGUACCCUGCAUUGAGGUUGGAAACCAAGGUCACACACAUAAAGGCCUCACCAGUCACAGUCAGUGAACAAUUUUUUGGACUUCCUAGGGACUGCGAAAACGUCGAAAAAUGGGGCAGUUCGAAAAAAACAAAUCUGGCUUUUACUGCCCUUAAGAGCACAAAU
Dermacentor silvarum is the source of this 1705-nucleotide messenger RNA. RefSeq names its product gastrula zinc finger protein XlCGF49.1-like. The transcript is spliced from 6 exons. Gene Ontology annotation, molecular function: RNA polymerase II cis-regulatory region sequence-specific DNA binding; DNA-binding transcription factor activity, RNA polymerase II-specific. The record is from RefSeq and is a predicted model, not a curated record. NCBI's taxonomy places the organism in Eukaryota, Metazoa, Arthropoda, Arachnida, Ixodida, Ixodidae. Gene Ontology annotation, biological process: regulation of transcription by RNA polymerase II. Bases 238 to 1002 code for a protein of 254 amino acids.